Messenger RNA from Prorocentrum cordatum, 227 nucleotides. Lineage: Eukaryota; Dinophyceae; Prorocentrales; Prorocentraceae. The record is from the annotation of a GenBank genome assembly.
CCCCCGCCAUGGGCUGCGAGAGCAGCAAGAGCUGCUCGACCAUCAACAGGGAGUACACCCCAGAGAAGGUGUACAGCCCAGUGAAGGUCCACGUCAGCCCCGAGUCCGAGUCUCCCGCGGAGAUGCCCGCGGGCUGGCCGGCCCCACGGCCCAGGAUGCAGGAGCAGAAGGUCCGCGGCGCAGACGAGGCGGAGGCAGGCGGCGCUCAGGGGAGCUCGGACUGCUGA